This is a messenger RNA of Tuber aestivum (summer truffle), 1929 nucleotides long. The record is from the annotation of a GenBank genome assembly. NCBI's taxonomy places the organism in Eukaryota, Fungi, Ascomycota, Pezizomycetes, Pezizales, Tuberaceae.
GACGAAAACAACGCUCCACGAACUACACCAAACGAGCAACCUCCCGCUGCCACUAACAAACAGCUCGCUCAAAGUAUGUUGAUUCUCUUUCUCGAAUGUCUCCUAAUCCAUUUUUCCUAAAAAUUCCCAACUUUUCUUUCCCCACAAAACACCAUAGGCUGACCUUUGCGCCCAAGACCAGAACACCCUACCUCGAUCAACAUGUCUGAUAGCGGAGAAGUCGAGGUCGCCCAGGCCAAUUACUCUGUUCUGCCUAGGGAAGUUACCGAUGAGAUUGGAAGCACCAAAUUGUUCAACAAAUGGAGCUAUGAGGAUGUCGAAAUUAGGGAUAUUUCAUUGACGUAGGAAAACCCUCCGAAUGCUUGUUUGGAUGUUUUAAGAAUAGAGCAGAGCACAGAUGGAGCACACUUCGCUGUGGGAGCUGUAUUAAAUAUACUGGGUAGAUGUAUAUGCGAACUAGAUGCUGACAGCAAAUAUCAAUCCAUUCUAGCGAUUACAUGAACAUCCGUACCCCCGUCUAUCUCUCCCAUUCCGCCGGUCGCUACGCAGUAAAGCGAUUCCGCAAAGCUCAAUGCCCCAUCAUUGAGCGCCUCACCAACUCCCUAAUGAUGAACGGUCGCAACAACGGAAAAAAACUCAUGGCUGUUCGCAUUGUCGACCACGCUUUCUCUAUCAUCCACCUCACCACAGACCAGAAUCCCAUCCAGGUUGCCGUCGAUGCCAUUGUUAACUGCGGUCCCCGCGAGGACUCCACUCGUAUCGGGUCCGCCGGCACUGUUCGCAGGCAGGCCGUCGAUGUUUCCCCCCUCCGCCGAGUUAACCAGGCUAUUGCCCUUCUUACCAUCGGUGCCCGUGAGGCCAGCUUCAGGAAUGUCAAGAGCAUUGCCGAAUGCUUAGCUGAGGAGUUGAUCAAUGCUGCCAAGGGAUCAUCCAACUCUUAUGCUAUUAAGAAGAAGGACGAGCUGGAGCGGUAAGAGCUCUUGUCCCACUUGCAUCUCCCACCCACAAAACUGACAUUUCUACCAUAGUGUCGCCAAAUCCAACCGUUAAUCUGGGUACUUCUGGGGUCAUACGGGUUUUUCUUCUAAAUAAAAUAAAAAGUUCAUCAUUCAUUAUGUGCGGUAAAACCAAAUUCGGGAUAUUACCAGCAGGUAUAUCUUAUUGUCCGGGUUACCUUUCAGCUGGAGGUGGUGUGACGUAUCUAUAAUGAUAUGAUUAACAAUCACAAAAAAUCAUAAAAACUUCUCCUUUUCUGGGCAUCUAGGGGCUGGUUUCUUUUCCUUUUCUUCUAUAAUCCACCUUUGUGUAUAGUUUCUAUCUCCUGCUUUCCUCCAGCAUUGGCAUACAGAUGCGAUUCCAAAUUUAAAACUCGAGUUCCGUGAAUCUUGUUUACCAGCUACGUGAUGGGCUAAACUCUCCCGUUACACCCUUGUUCUCGGGCACAACCAUGGGAAAAUAGUAUAAUAAAAAUUCCCCGGGAAACUUUUGCAUAUACAAUGACAUCCUGCACUAUUUUGCGAAGAAAUAUUAUCUCACACCAUCCACGUGCGCUGCGCCUAUACCACUAAAUAAAAGGCUAAGAUAAACACCAGGCGUCACUCCCGCGAGUGAUGGAAGAUGAUGACAGGUGGGAAGACAAGCAGAACGCUAGGCCUCCUCGACUGGCCCAGAUAAUAUCCAUAGCCACACCACCUACCGGCAUGAUAGCCAGGAUUCUACCUCCCACAAAAACAACAGUAAAACCAUCUGAUCCAGCACAUACUCUACCAGCCCAGCCACAGUCCGAAAGAAAAAAAGCGCAGAAAUUAGAAACGCCAACUAAUGCCGAGUUAAAUCCUACUUCAUUAGUAUUACAGCCUAGGCAUUUCAAUAGAGCAAAGUAUAAGGAGAUGCCGAUAGGUAAAUCAUCAGGCCAGGGCUGAGGCACGA